Molecule: messenger RNA, 5922 nt
Organism: Exophiala bonariae
Lineage: Eukaryota; Fungi; Ascomycota; Eurotiomycetes; Chaetothyriales; Herpotrichiellaceae
Exons: 3
Coding region: 1-5922 (1973 amino acids)
Biological process (GO): proteasomal ubiquitin-independent protein catabolic process
Cellular component (GO): cytosol; nucleus
Molecular function (GO): proteasome binding; peptidase activator activity
Source: RefSeq, a predicted model, not a curated record
AUGGACAACCACAAACAACACCUUGAAGAGUUGCUGAAUCACAGUCAAAAACAUGGCUCGGAAAUCUCAAGAGCAACAUCCCCCGGCGGCGCAGGCAGCAUCGAUCAGACACAACUCACUGAUGCCAAUUGCCAAGUCAAGCGCAAUAGACCCCGAACCUUUCCUUACUUUACCACUCUCCCUUACCAGGUAGAAGAUGACUCUCAAAGACAAGAAAAUCUGGCCGAAAUUCUCAAGCAUCUCUACAUUGCAAUUCAGGCCGGUGAUUUCACUCCCGGGGCAUUACACUGGACGAGAGAGCUUCGCAGUUGGCUUGCGUUGAAGUUCGAUCCCACCAAGGAACAACGAGUCCAACUCGUCAAGCUCUACUAUGAACUCGCUCUUGCUCCGGGCAUCGACCCCAGUGUCGCCGAACGCUUCGCCAGCAUGUUCAUGGUCCUCACAAAGCGAAAACACUACCUGCGGCCACUCAAGGACCUGACGUUGGACUGGCGGCCGCUUUAUCGAGAAUUGAAGGUGUUCGUUUUGCCCAGCGAAUCGGGGUUGAUGCAGACAACAAAUCUUAAGAGGAACAUCAAGACCUUGAUCAAAAUAUGCUCCUUCUCACAGUUGUAUUUCGAUCCCGAGGACAUUCCAGUCAUGCUGGAGGAACUUUUGCCGCAUUUCACCAUGUCCCAGGCUGAGGGCGCUUUCGUGGUGAUUGGUCUGAUCAAUCUCCUUCUUCCAACUGCUCCUCCUCCACCGAAUCGUGCCGACCUAGCGCCCCAGCAAUUCCUUCCAACAUUCUUCCACUUGUGGUCGUUGGUCAAUCGAUCCCGCACCAUCGACGUCGCCAGUCUGGACCUCUUUUCACGCCUUGCAAGAGAUACUCUAUCCAGCAAACAUGUGGAAUUCUCCGAGUUUGGCAUCUUCACCCCCGAGCAAUCGACUCUCAUUGUCACUGCAAUCUUGAGGCUAUUGGAGAUCCCGGUCGGACAGUCAACCUCUCCAUAUAGUGCCCUAGUCGACCUGUCAGCUGGCAUGGGUAUUCUCCUGGAUCGUGAUAGUCGUAAGCAUCCUGUAUCUCAUCACAUUGCACGAUGGUUCGUUAUGUCUCUAUCACCUGCUUGCCUUGAGAAGAAAGCUUCCGUGCUAUCUCUUCUUGAGACCCUGAUACAGGCAGUCGAAACAUUUUUCCAUCCCUCAAAUUCGGGAUCAUGGACCAGAACGCUUGCACAAUUGGUGUUCUACCUGGCAGACUUUUUUGUCAUGCGCUGGAACAGAGAGCGCAAUGGUGAGAUGGAAGUACCCGAGGAACGCAGACUGAAUGAGCCUCUCCGCAAGCGGUUUGUAUUGUGUCUCCGAGAAGUCAUCUUCAUGGGCAUUUAUGCGAAAAGUGGCACUGCAAUGAGUUACUCAUUAUCAACACUUCAAGCUCUUGCCUUCUUAGAGCCUGAUUUAAUACUUCCUGGAGCCUUACAACGCAUUUACCCGUCCAUGCAGGGGCUUGUUGAGGUGCACAGAACGAUUUCAUCAUUACGAUCACUACAGAUUCUGGCGAGAACUAUGAUACGGACCAAGGGGUAUCGUUGCCACAUCACAGCAUUGUUGGGACUGGCUUUACCUGGAAUCGAUGCCAAUGAUCUCGAGAAAACCCUGUACACACUAUCCUUCUUUGCAAAUGUGUGCUACAACAUUCCGUUCGCAGACCUAUCCAAGGGCAGGGAUGACGUUCAGGGCAACAUACUCGCCAUGGAAUGGAUCACUGGUGAAAUGGAGCGAAUGGACCAGGAAGGUGCCACCGUAGAGCUCAAUUAUGCGGAUUUGGAUGAGAAACAAGAAGAGAUGAUCUUAGCCUCAUCCACUGCUGGAUUUGGUGAAUUCGUCAGCUCUUUCUUGGGGAGAGUCUUUACGCUUCUCGAGAAUCUACCUGACGCUGCAAGAAUCAGAAGCGGGUCGCCUGAGGAGAAUAUUGUCAACACCUUACCGGCCGCAUUCAUGCCAUUACUGGCAUCACUUUCUCCCGAAUUGUUUGACAUGGCACUCAACAAGAUUGUCGAUUUCGUGGCAAACCAUGUCAUUCACCAAUCGCGUGAUGCCAUGGCUUUUAUCUGCAACUGCCUUUGCAAGGUCGAUCCUGAGAAAGCUUUGGCCAAAUUUGUUCCCGUCCUAGUGACCGCUAUUCGCACCGAGAUUGAUGAAAAUGGUGCUGGGUCAACAAGAAAUGCGGCUUCUGAUGUCCUCCCUCGUGAUAGAGGUUUGGUGUGGAACAUCAGCAUGCUCAGCAUGUGUGUUGUCCAUGUGGGCUCUGCUGUCCUCAAAUACAAGCAGGAGCUGUUCGACAUCGCAGUGUAUAUGCAACAGAAGUGUAAAGGCAUGCCGACCGUGCAUAUCUCAAACUACAUCCACCACCUUCUUCUUAACUUGACAGUCACAUACACGGCAGACUAUAGUCUGUACGAACCGGAAAGAAAGGCCAACGGAGUCACUGCAGACCUCUGGGGGCUUGCAGAACCAAGUGCAACGGUCAAACCCAAGUGGCAUGUACCAAACAAAGAAGAACUCGAUUUUGCUGUUGAAUUGUUUCAGAACCAAGCAGAAGGUGCCUUGAAGCAUCUCAAAGGCCUAAUUGAGGGCACAUCAAGCAUCAAACGAGACGGUAGCGGCAAAGAAUGGUCUGACGAAGUCUCCCGAAAUCUAGUCUUGUUACGACUACUUCUUGCGGGAGUAUCAGUUCUCUUUGAUGCAAAAGGUGUCAAUGAUGGUCUCACCACCACUGCUAGCGGCGUGGAUGCUGAUACUGCCAUGACACAGGCAAAUGGACAUGUACCCGAGGACAGCAAUGAUACGACUGACCCCGAGUCUGUAUUAGACGGUACAGAUGAGACAUCUAUCAAACCUUCAUUCCAAUACCCCAGUGGGGAGCUUCUCAAACCUGGAGACGAGAAUUAUGCGCUGAUACAUCACAUACGGCAGGAUGUUGGUCGAGUGCUUCAUCAAGUUCACGACUUCCUGACCAGAGAAGGAGAGGAUGAUGUUUCUUCCUUUGCACCGUUGUAUACUGCGUACCGAUCGUGGUUCGUAGACGUGGGUAUUGAGCGAUCUGCACAUGUACUUGAUCGUGUAACAAGACUCCUCCAUGCCGAUGAACAACCUUAUAAGGUCAGCGGCAUCCGGAAGGAUUAUCCACGUUCCAUUCUUGUUCGUCGAGCAAAUGUCUACCACACACAACGUUUGAGGUACAAUGCGACCCCUCGACCACGCUCAGAGCUGGAUGAACAAUUACUGAAUGAUCUGGCCGAGUCGUCUGUCUCUUUGUACACGGAAGUUCGCCGCAAUGCGCAAAGUGCAGGCGAAUCAGCUCUUAAAGUGGUCUUUGGAGCCCGCUUAUUCGUCAUCCCUCCACUUUUGGCCUCUUUCCAGAAGGCCGUGGAGCGAAACGACUUCCCCCGAAUCAAAGGUGCUCUUUUCGCAUUGUUGUUUGGAAGUCUGGCGAAAACCGUCGGUAGACAUUGGAAGUACACUCCGACCGUGAUCAAAACAUUCAUCAGUGCGAGCACGGCUGAUAAACCAUCCAUUCAGAAACUAUGCGGUGGAGGCCUUUUCCAAGUCAUGGAUUAUGGCCGUCCUGGUGAUCGCAUGGCCAUUGUUGAUCGAGCGGCAGUCGAUCCCUUCGCGCCGGAUGAGGAUGUCGAGGAUAAGAUUGCUAAGAAGAAAUCCUUUAUCCUCAGCAAGCGUGCAAGUAUCGAGAAGAAGAAAGCCGAACUGGCCGAAGAGCUCAUUGAACUGGGUCGUGUAUCACAUUGGAAGAAGGCAACGCGGGUUGCAACACUGGUGAUGUCCUUGGGCAUGCGAUUCGACCACAUCGCUUCCGACAAUAUGAUUGAUCUUAUCACUCGUGGCACUAUCGACCCUCAUCCUGGCUUACGAGGGCUCUAUUCACAAGGGCUCGUGGCCCUAUUCACUAUGACUGAUGUUCGAGCUGUAUGCAGCCACGACUAUGCCAACUACAUACAAGCUAUGCAAGAAUUUCCUGCGAAGGUCAAGGUGACCACAUACCCUGAGAAAGAUUCUUGGACAGAAGACUAUUUGCAAGCAUUUUCGAAACCGGAAGCUGAUGUGUAUAUUGAUCACGACUAUCCGGGUUGGCUUGUGUGGUCGAAGUCCAUGCCUGGUUACAAAGCCAAUGUUAAGAAUGACAUUGAGUACGAUGAGCUAGAAUGGAAAAAGCGCACUGUCAUUGGCAAGCUAUUGGACCGAAAUUGGUUCUCCACGUUCUUCAAGUACCUGAAGCAAGAGCCCCGAGAUCAAUCGGCGGAUAAGUUCCGUAUGGCCAGCGCAGCAAUGCUGACAUACGCGUUUGAGCUCAUCAUCAGAGACGGCCUUGCCGUGGCAACCUUCGAGGAGAUUAAAGAGGAGACACUUGCUGUUUUCGAAGACGGAAGUGAUAAGCAUCAGCAUCGCGCCACAGCAGAAAUCCUUGCAGGGCUGGUGACAUCUGUUAUGGACAAUUCGAUUGAGCGUCGCACUAUGGUUUGGGAAUUCGCGUUUCCUAUCAUUCGAAAAGUCUUCUCCGAUGGCUUGACACCUGAGAACUCUGGGUACUGGACAACCUUCUUGCAUAUGAUUCUCCAAGCCCGUGAUCCACGUCGAGCUUGGCCCUUGGUGGAAUGGCUGACAAAUUUCCGACUCGAUAUGAGCUCCAACGCUGCUUUCAAAGAAAGUUCCAAGAUCCACCUUUUACAUCAAGUGAUCAUGGACGCCGGAUGGCAUUUCCAGCUGGAAGCUCCAAUUACUCAAGACUUCUUGAGUCACAUUGAUCAUCCAUACAAAGGUGUCCGAGAGGCGAUGGCACAUACACUUGCGACCAUCACCCGUACCCGUUAUCACGAAUCAUACAAGGAUGUCAAACAACUUAUCGAUGCACAGAAAUCAGCUGGUUCCAUUGGUAAACAACCUUAUAUUCCUACUGAAGAAUUUGAUGAGACUAUAACAGAGGUCUUCGGACGUAUUGAGAAAUGGCGACACGAACGAACUCCAGGCCAGCAGACCCCUUCGGCCUACACAUCGGGCAGCAAGACGAUCCUCCUCUGGCUGGAUUCCAUGCUUUCUUCCUGGGAGUGUACUCAGCUCUUGAAAUACUUCCCCACUUUGUUCACCGAGCAAUUCUUACACAUGAUGGAUGUUAAGGAAGACCCCGAACUACAGUCUCUGGCUUAUCACGUUUUCCGACAUCUUCCAAACAUUCCUCACCGAAUAGGUGAAGACCAGAAGCUGAUUGACUCGUUGAUCAAAAUCGGAAGAACGUCUCCCUCGUGGCAUCAGCGUUUGCGAGUCAUGAUCAACAUGCAAAUCAUUUUUUUCAGAAGAUUGUUCUUGUUGUCUGAAGAUAGCAAACAGCUUCUGUUCAAGUGUGUUGCCGAUAUGCUAGAAGACAGCCAGCAUGAAGUCCGUGCGGGUGCAGCAACCACAUUAUCAGGCAUGAUUCGUUGUUCCCACAUGGAGCUCCGCGAGAAGAUGAUUGUUCAGCUACGAGACCGAUUCACUAAGAUGUUGGUAGACAACCCACUUCCGAAGAAGCCCAAGGGUCAAUUGGCAGGAGUUGCUGCUGGCUUGUCAUCGGCUCGUACAUCUGGAACAAAUACACCAACACCAGAAGCACAGCGAUUGGUCAUCGUCCGACAUGCCGCUGUACUAGGGUUGGGUGCAUUAAUCCAGGCUUUCCCAUAUUCAAGCCCACCGCCAUCAUGGAUGCCAGAUGUUCUUGUGACGCUCAGCAGCAAAGCCGCAAAUGACCCAGCCGCAGUAGGAAACAGUGUGAAGAGCAUCAUCAGUGACUUCAAGAAGACACGACAGGAUACUUGGCAUAUCGACGUCAAGGCUUUCAAACCAGAGCAGAUCGAAGACUUGUCUGGUGUCUUGUGGAAAAGCUAUUUCGCUUGA